AUGGUGAAGGGCCCCGGUCUCUACUUGGAUAUCGGCAAGAAAGCCAGAGAUCUUCUUUACAAGGAUUACCAAAGCGACCACAAGUUCACUGUUACCACUUACACUUCUACUGGAGUUGCAAUCAGUUCAACUGGAAUUAGGAAGGGUGACCUCUAUCUGGGAGAUGUGAGCACUCAGCUGAAGAACAAGAACAUCACAACUGAUGUAAAAGUUGACACCGACUCUAAUCUUCGCACAACCAUUACCAUUGAUGAGCCUGCACCUGGUCUGAAGGCAAUCUUUAGCUUUAUUGUACCUGACCAGAGAUCUGGCAAGGUGGAGCUCCAAUAUCAGCAUGAGUAUGCUGGAAUAAGUACUAGCAUUGGGUUGACUGCCAAUCCGAUUGUUAACUUUUCUGGUGUUGUUGGGAACAAUCUUCUCUCUCUUGGAACAGAUCUUUCCUUUGAUACAGCCUCUGGAAACUUCACAAAAUGGAAUGCAGGGUUGAAUUUCACCCAUACUGAUCUCAUUGCUUCCCUUAUACUGAAUGAUAAAGCUGACACUGUUACUGCCUCCUACUACCACACUGUAAGUCCACUCACCAACACUGCUGUUGGUGCGGAGCUCUCCCAUAGCUUUUCAAGCAAUGAAAACAGUCUCACAAUUGGAACUCAGCAUGCACUUGACCCCCUAACCACAGUGAAGGGUCGUGUGAAUAACUAUGGCAGGGCAAGUGCUCUCAUCCAGCAUGAGUGGCGUCCCAAAUCUUUCUUCACCAUCUCAGGAGAGGUUGAUACCCGGGCAAUCGAAAAGAGUGCAAAGAUCGGUUUGGCCUUGGCACUCAAGCCAUAG
Messenger RNA from Prunus armeniaca (apricot), 831 nucleotides. The record is from the annotation of a GenBank genome assembly. Lineage: Eukaryota; Viridiplantae; Streptophyta; Magnoliopsida; Rosales; Rosaceae.